AUGGCGCCUCCACAUUGCAGCAAAGGCACGACUCCAUCCUUGACUCGUGCAACAGCGCGCUUGGACAAACGCCGCCGGACAACCCAUCGGGAUGAUCAGAAAAUUCGGCGACAAAAACACGCGAGGGCGUGUUAUAGAGAAUCGUCGUCAUACGAACGCUUUGUGCAUCGAAUGUUACUUCAGGUGGAUUCUCACUGCCGCGAAUCGUCGGAGCUUCCUACUGAGGAGAGUCUUGCCUCUAGUGAUCUCUAUGGAGUCUAUGAGGACACGCUGGAAGAGAGUGGUGAACUGUUUGGCCUCGAUGAACGGUUUACCUCGAUAAACGUGGGUGUCGAACAUACCAAGACGUUGGAAGGCGAGCAUGUGCAGAGCUACACGAUUCAUGAUACCAAGGCUAGGACCAUCUGUAUUCAAAGCAAUACAUUAGGCUUCCUGGAGCCUAUUAUCGUCACGCGUAGCAAGAUUUUGGCACAAAGGGCAACCACUAUCGCCAGUGAUGAUCCAAGCCUAUUGAACUCGUUUAUAAUCGAUUCGAGUCGAACGAAUAAAUACCUGGGGCGUUCUCUUACGUUACCUUUGUAUUUGUUCACGGGCUGGGGCGAGAAGUAUCGGUUGGUCCUCUCCGUCAAUGAUCUAAAACGAUCUAUACACAAUCUUCCUGACGCACACACCUUGCAAGCAAUUGCUGCAGACGAGACUUUCUGGGACGAUCUAGGUCUCCUUAGCGCUGCGUUAGAGCCUAUCGAAAAGGCCAUUCGUCGGGUCGAGCUGAAUGAGCGUGGGCUUCGGCACACUAUUAGUGAGUGGGAAGCAAUAUACAAUGCUCUGACUAGCCUAAGCAAAGCUAGAGCCGAAGACGUCGACCUUGUCGACCUUCCAGACAUUGUGAAAAGGGUAUGCCGAGACCGAUUCCGCGUAUCACCAGCAACUAUCGCGGCAUACAUGCUAGAUCCGGCAAACAUCACAACAGUAGUGCCACUAAUGGCUGGUGACACCCCGCUGCGGAGCCUUGUCUUGAUAUCAGAGCAGACUUCCCAGAAUGCUAAUGUUGUGUUGAAGGAAUUCGAGUCCCUUCGAAGCUGUCGUUAUUCAAACACUAAGACCAAGCCGAUUUGGGACCAUGAAGGGGAUCCACUAUCAUUCUACAACAACAUCUCUGGAGCAUACCCAGCUCUUGCAAAGGUUGCAAAAAGACUCUUUGCUACGCCUUGCACUUCGAUGCCAGCAGAGCGCUCCAUCUCAAUGACAAACUCUUUGGUAAAUGCAGCCCGAAAUGGUCUAGACUUCCACAAACGUGAUGUACAGCAGUCCGUCUUCAACAACGAUCGAAUGUUGCGUGGCGCGAAGCUCUGGGGGAGAGCCAACGACGAUGUAGAGGUUAAUAAGGAGCAGCGGCUACUUGAGGACGACGUAAUUACGGCAGUGUGUUACUUGAAGAACACUUCUGGUCGCUGA
Messenger RNA from Zasmidium cellare ATCC 36951, 1455 nucleotides. RefSeq lists its product as uncharacterized. Gene Ontology annotation, molecular function: protein dimerization activity. The record is from RefSeq and is a predicted model, not a curated record. The coding region runs from base 1 to 1455 and encodes 484 amino acids. NCBI's taxonomy places the organism in Eukaryota, Fungi, Ascomycota, Dothideomycetes, Mycosphaerellales, Mycosphaerellaceae. The transcript is spliced from 3 exons.